UCCCUCCUUCACUCAGCAAUUUCCAAACUUUAGCAUUCAUCACUUCACGCCUUCGGCGGCCGUGCGCCUUCACUCCGGUGAUCUCCCCAGCGCUGCGCCUUCAGGCCUCUCAGUUCGGCGGUUCGCACUCCUUGCAGGCCGCAGCGACAGCAGCAGGUCUCCUGUCUCCGUCGCGACUCGUCUGCAGCGGGCAGCUACUCUUUUUGACCGGCAGCGACGGCACCUUUGAUAAAGAACUACUUUGAACUGAAUGAGAAGUUUGGUAGUAUCCAUGCCAGUAUUUUACUGCUCAUCUUAUGAUCAAGUUUGCAGUAGCCCAGUAGCUAUUUCUGUUAUGACUGUUGGUGAAAUUGAUACCAGCUAUGGAAACCGACUGGGAUAGCUUUUCUGAUGGAAUGACAGACAAUGAGGAUGGUGUGGAGGACGUAAAUGAAGACGAAAAUUUCUGUUCAUAUGCAUCCGGUGAUAUACCCAAAUUGCAGUUUAGGAAAGACAUAUCAAAAGCCAAGUGGAUUGAUAAAAUGGGAAUGGCUGAGAUUGUUGAGACGAAGGGUCGUCUCUGGACAACAACAGGGAUGGUUCGCUAUGGAAAACUCUAUUGUUCAAUUGAAGAGACUUUAUAUUUAGCUGAAAUUGGGGCUUUGCAUCUCCUUGAUAACGAUGAUGCCACCAUUUCUCUUAAAGACAUAUAUAACAUGGUUGCAGAAGCAAAGAAUGGAUGUUCUUGGGAAGCUUUUGAAGCUUACAGGCACUUGAAGUGCCUUGGAUACAUUGUACGACGCCAUGGUAUUCCUUGGACUGUGAAGAGAUCUAAAAUGAGCACUAUUGCCGACCAAGACAUAGCAGAGGUUGAUUCAACAGAAUCAGAAGAUUGCCAUCACAUCUCUGAAAUGUUCAGCAGUUUGAACAUUGAUGAACUUAAACCAGUAUUUGAUGUUUACCCUCCUAAUGCCAAAUUCAGAAAAUCUUCCCCAGGUGACCCAUGCUUUGUCUUGUGUUUCACUAGAGGCUCUCCACCAUCCAAACAAGGGAUUGAAGAUGUAGAGAAACGCUGCCAUGGCAGUCCUGUGAAAUUAUGCAACGUUGAACAUGGACGCGUCAGUUUCUUCACAUUCAACAGAGUAGAGCUUCCCAUACUUCCCUGAACUAGUUGCCAUGGCAACGGAAUAGCUGUGGGAGAAAGAAAAGAAGCACAAAUGCAAACGGUACUCCCACUCCUGAGUUUCUUGAUAUCGAAGCUCCUAGGAGGAAUAUAGCAUUACUCUUUUAUUGAAUCCUUACUGGUAAUUGAAAACUAAAGAAUCAUGGCUGAACUAUAAGCAGUCUGUAGCUGCCGUUGAUUGUAUAUCCGCCGCCGUGAGCACAUAGCGUGGAUGGCGUAAUAUAUGAAGCAGCCGGAAAAGUAAAGGAACGCCACAGACGAAGAAACUUCAUCUAGUUCUCCGGCGGUGGCUAAUCUGAUGAGUUCUUUUCAGAAAAUUCUCUUCUUUUUGGAUCACGCUACACGUUAGAAUCGUUUUAAAAAAAAAGUUGUUUUAAAGAAUGUUGCCGAAGUUCUUGGUUAUUUGAUUAUUAUUAUUAUUA
Ipomoea nil (Japanese morning glory) is the source of this 1584-nucleotide messenger RNA. RefSeq lists its product as uncharacterized. The record is from RefSeq and is a predicted model, not a curated record. The transcript is spliced from 6 exons. NCBI's taxonomy places the organism in Eukaryota, Viridiplantae, Streptophyta, Magnoliopsida, Solanales, Convolvulaceae. Bases 363 to 1145 code for a protein of 260 amino acids. Gene Ontology annotation, cellular component: tRNA-intron endonuclease complex. Gene Ontology annotation, biological process: tRNA-type intron splice site recognition and cleavage.